CCAGUGACCGUAGCGGCUGAGGACACACCCCUGCGAAAGCGUCGCGCUCCCCUCCCGGGGACAUAAACACAGCGGGAGAGAGAAAGUGCGAGAUCUCAUCGUCAGCGCACCAGCUGAGCAGCACGCAGGUACUCUCCCACAGACCAGACCAACUCAAGCAUCCAUCAUGUCUUAUGCUUAUCCCAAGUCAUUCGUUCCCAAAACUGAUGUGAAGACUGGCAGCCCAAGCAAGGCCAUCGAGGACAGCAAGAAGAAAACCAACCUGCUGAAGGACAACAGCUGGAUCAAGAAGAACGUGGAGGAAGACGAGCCAGUGGACGAUGACCCCAACUUCGGCAAAGUAGUUCUGAGCCGCCUGAAAUCAAACGAAUAUCCUGACGAAAAGUCUUCAGAUAAUGACACCUCCAACACUGGCAGCUCAGGAACCCCUAAAAGCUCAAGCACCUCUGUGCAGUCUAUCACCAAAAAAUUCAGUGGAACUCAAGAGGUCAAGAGCUCAGCUCCUCCUAGUUACGACAAGGCAAUCGCCAGCAAGAGCGUGAACACUAAAGUCUCCGCUGAUGGCAAAACCACGGAAACCACGGAGACCACCAUCACCACCAGCAGGACUGCUGCCACCAAACAGACCUUCUCCGAGCGGGUCUUCUCAGACGUGAAGUCACCCAGCAAACCAAAACCCAGCUUCCUUCCGCCCAAACCGCCAAAGCCAAGCACUGACACCGAUGCGGCAAGCAGAAAGGGGACUUUGAGUGUUUCCAGCCCUAAGGCAUCCGAAUCGACAACGGUGACGACCUUCACGGAGACCGUCAAAAAAGACAGGACAUACUCUUCAUCAUCUCCAACUUCCUCCACCACCACCACCACCAGGACCAGGAGUGCCUCCAGCCCUAAACCAUCUGAAACAACCACUAUGCCCAUCUUCACCGAGCCUGCGAAAGAUAAGCCUUUGGAUGCCCUUGCUGAGGAUCUUAUUUCACUGCCAUCCAGCAGUGCGUACUCAUCCCAAGACAGGGAUUACAGCAGGACAUACUCUUCAUCAUCUCCAAAUUCCUCCACCAUCACCACCACCAGGACCAGCAGUGUCUCCAGCCCUAGACCAUCUGAAACAACCACUGUGACAUCCUACACCGAGCCUGCGAAAGAUAAGCCAUUGGAUGUUCUUUCUGAUGAUCUCAUUUCAAAGCCAUCCAGCAGUGCGUACUCAUCCCAAGACAGGGAUUACAGCAGGACAUACUCUUCAUCAUCUCCAAAUUCCUCCACCAUCACCACCACCAGGACCAGGAGUGUCUCCAGCCCUAGACCAUCUGAAACGACCACUGUGACAUCCUACACCGAUCCUGCGAAAGAUAAGCCAUUGGAUGUUCUUGCUGAUGAUUUCAUUUCAAUGCCAUCCAGCAGUGCGUACUCAUCCCAAGACAGGGAUUACAGCAGGACAUACUCUUCAUCAUCUCCAAAUUCCUCCACCAUCACCACCACCAGGACCAGGAGUGUCUCCAGCCCUAGACCAUCUGAAACAACCACUGUGACAUCCUACACAGAGACUGUGAAGGACAGGGAAUACAGGACAUAUUCUCCAUCUCCGGAUUCCAUCACCAGGAACAUCAGAACCUACAGCAGCAGCGAAUAUUCCCCAUCUGUGAGGACCAGCUCCUACAGCUCCUUAAACUCUGAGCCCAGCUACACAGAUGGGCUGUACAAAAGCAGAAGCUACACCAGCUUGCCCAGGGAGACCAGUUAUGAGUACUCCAGUUUGUCCAGCCCAUCAUCCUACACCAAAACAUCCUACCUGGAGAGCAGUCCUUCAGGGUCUUACUCUGACCUCGUCUCUAUGAAGUCAAGCAGCAGCGUCUACGCCAGCCCUGACAGGGCUAUCACUGCGAAGGACAUAUGCACCUACUGCAAUAAACCCAUGAGCAUCGACCCCAAAAUGAUCCUGGAUGACCUGCAGAUACACUGCCAUGCCACCUGCUUCAAGUGUGAGGUCUGCAGCACCUCCCUGGGGCACCUGAAGGCGGGGGACACCAUGUGGAUCUACCGUCGCACCGUGCACUGCGAGAGGUGCUUCGAGACCACCAGAGAUAAGUGGCGUCGCUGAUCACUGAUGAGCAGACGACUCAUAAUGAAACUGAAGCUCACCCAAAUGUAAAAGAAACAGAAA
This is a messenger RNA of Anguilla rostrata (American eel), 2158 nucleotides long. RefSeq names its product sciellin (gene scel). The transcript is spliced from 30 exons. Lineage: Eukaryota; Metazoa; Chordata; Actinopteri; Anguilliformes; Anguillidae. Gene Ontology annotation, biological process: epidermis development. Gene Ontology annotation, cellular component: cytoplasm. Bases 167 to 2095 code for a protein of 642 amino acids. The record is from RefSeq and is a predicted model, not a curated record.